AUGCAUAAACUUAAGCUAUAGUUUCUCAAUCAAGAUGUCGAACAUAAUUACAUCCAAGAGCACUAAUUUCCAAAAAGAAAAUUUUAUUUAAAAGUUUGCACAGUAGGAUUUCAAAUUUUGUUAAUUUUCAAGUUGAUCGUUUCGCUCAUUGAAGAAAAUUAUUCAGUUACUUACCCUUUACUCAUUACAUGGGGAAUUACAAUACCUUUUAUUUUAAUUCCUUCAAAAACUGAUAUUUAAAUACGAAUGACCAUUAUUUGCCUCAAUAUAAUUUAUGUUGUCUAUCUUCUAUUUUUUGAUCCCCAAGAAGAGGCUUAAAUAAUGUAUUUUAAAGGUUCCACUUAAAUGGCUGCAAAUAUAGUUAAUAUUUUUGUACUUGAAUUUAUAGAUUCAUCAAUCUUAAGUGUUGUGAUUCUAACAUUGAGAAUUAUCCAUCUUAGUUACUACAGUCUCAAAACAGAUUUACCUUCAAUUUUGUUUGGAAUAGGUGUUCAUAUAAUAUUAAUUUUAAUGAUUUAUAUUUACCAUAAGGCAUUAAGGUCUUAGUACCUUUUAACAAAAACUGAUCAAAGAUGGGAAAAUAUUUUAAAAUAAAUUGUCCAUGAUUAAAAAUUCAUCUUAAUCAAUUUUGACUAAGAGAAAAUUAAGUUCAUUAGUAUAACUUCUACAUUUUCAAAGAAAAUAUAAUCUUAAGAAGAAGUAAUAAAUUUUAUUCGUAAUUCAAAAAUUUAACACUAUACUUUUGAAUAGUAUCUUUAUAAAAACAUGAGCAAAUUUUAACAAAAUUUUAUAGACAGUCUAAACAAUACUAUAAUGGUAACUUAUGAAAGAUAAUUAUUGAAACUAAAUUUCUCAAUAUUUUUUGGAAAUCAGCCAACCAUAUUAAUUUAAAAAUGUAGCCAUUAAUAAGAAUAAAAUAUUAAAAAUUAUUAAAACAUAUCUAAAUUGUAUCUAAAUAUUAUUAUCUCUCUCAUAAAAAUUAUCAAAGAAAGGAAGAAGUUUGAUUCAUUUAAAUUUUAAUUAAUAGCCAAGAAAUUAUUCUUAAAAAAUCUAAUUUCAACCAUUUAAAAUCAAAAUUUUUCAUCCUAUAUAAUUAGCUUUAAAAGGCUUUUGAGCAAGAUUUACAUACUCAGCAACAAAAAAUAAUAAAUCUAAUUGUUGUGUUAAGAUGUAUAAUUCAUAACGAUUCCGAAAAUAUUCCAAUUAUUUUUAGUUUUAUUAAUUGAAUGUUCACAUAAUGAAAUUAUUCUGAUCCAACAUAUUAGGAUUGAAAACGAAGUCAUUACUAUCAAAUUUUGUAGUGCUUUUAACAUCUAAAAAAUAAAAGCAUAUGUAACUAAAUUAGAGUAUUAUUUUCUAUUGAUUUUUUAAAAUAUCAAAUAUGAUGAUGAUUGUACUAUUUAUAAUUUAUAAAAAGCUGUGACAGUUAAAUUAAAUUAAGAAAUAUUUGUACCAUUUAAGAAUUUAUCCUCAAUUAAUACAUCAGAAGACAUCCUACUUCCAUGA
Paramecium pentaurelia is the source of this 1506-nucleotide messenger RNA. NCBI's taxonomy places the organism in Eukaryota, Ciliophora, Oligohymenophorea, Peniculida, Parameciidae. The record is from the annotation of a GenBank genome assembly.